AAGCAACAAGAAUUCCAUCACGGGCUCUCGUUUCCCACACCUCCGAUACGCUCUCUGAUUCGGUCAUGAUUCAAGAAGGAGUUUACUAGCCGCUGCCUUUGUUCAUUACAUAAGUAUGGCUCGAUUGAAUGAUUUAACGACGUCGACAGAGUCCAUUGAAGGCUUAAAGAGACGAUUUGUGCGGCAGAACCGCGAGAUUGCCCGAGUCAACUCCAUACAGUCCCUCCGCAUCCGUAGCCUGGAGUCGGAGGUUUCACAGUUACUCGCCGAAAAUGUUUCUCUACGGGAGCAAGCAAUAACACUCAAGCAGGAGCUUAAAAGAUGCCAGGCUACCAAGCUACUCCAGGACGGGGUAUAUAGCAUCAAAUCAAAACUAGACGCCAAGUUGAUGGAACUGAGCACAUUGGUGACUGAGCUUGGUGAGCUCCCGCGUGACUACAACAAAAAGCAAAGUAGCGCGCAGAUGACGAGUUCGACGCCGCAGUCAGCUUUAAGCUGGGAGCGCAAAAUAGCUGACAUGGAGCGAACUAAUACUCAUGAGGAGGAAGGAAGACUUCCGACAAUCCUCGAAGACAAGUAUUUCCCAAGGAAGACGCUGGAGCUUCACAGUAUACAGGGACUACUCAACAGCGAUCACAUUGAUCCCGAGUCCCCGGCAGGUCUUGAGUCAGCCACCAUACACACGAACAAUUUAUUCCCCGCCAAAGAAGAGAUCGCAGUAAACGAGUCGCUAGUAACCCACAUGAAGCGGACAGAUUCCCAGAUGGUCCUUCAACCUACAUCUGACCCCGGGACAGAGGAAAACGAAGAUGAUGCGACAAAACCACAAACUCGCUUCGCAGCUUGUGAGGCAACCACUGAGCAGGCACACCCACAAACUGAACCUGGCCUUGGCGCAAAGCGAAAGUUCUCAUCAGCUAUCGAAGAUAAAUUAGAGUGCUCGGUAGAUGAUAACGACGACUUUCAAUACCGGCAGACUCGUUCGCCUCCUGGCCAGGGGGAGCUGAUGGACUCAGCAAGCGGCGGAAGAGGCUCUAUCAAGGAAGAUGUACAUCCUCUUGUAGAGAGCAAGAAAAUUAACAAGCAGGCAAGGCGAAGGAUACUUAAGCCAAAAAGCAGUAAUACCAGCGUUCACUCCCCGAGAAAUGCCUCCCAUGAACUCUCCGAUGAUAUGCAAGAGGAUCUCGUCAUGUCGGCGCUCGAAGUCAAGGGUCAUACGACAAGCCUCGUAGAGGCUACAUCAUGCACGCCGCAUGGGGGUGGGACACCCGGCGGACCGCUCAAGCACCCUACCCCCGGCGCGUCCUGCGGCGGGGCAGGGAUUGCGAAUGAUAAACACGAAUUAGUAAACUCAGUGUCCCUGACCCAAGAUCGGCUCGAGCAGCCGACACCAGGGACGGACAUAAGGGGUGCAGUGGCAUGUGGAGCCACCGGAUCAUCCAGACCGGCAAGACGCCAGAGGGCUAUUGUAAGUUAUGCGGAGCCUAAUCUACGUGAUAAGAUGCGUCGACCUACGGAUGAGCUAGUAGCGGCUGUUGGUGAUCAAAAACGGAGAACCUCUGGCACAAUGAAAGCCCUGAGAAGCACAAAAGAGGACGAAGAUGCGUGUCCGCGGCGCCGACCGGAUGCAGUGAAGUCACCAACUUUGAAUAUGACAGGAACGGGUUCGCCAACUCCUGUGAUGAAUCUUACUGGGGAUUCUCCCUCAAAGAAAUUAAAAAUGGUGUCCCAAAGGAGGCGCAAGGCCUCUCUUGCAAGCAGAUAUGACCUUGCAAUGACCUAUGAGGAAGCGCAAGGAGGCAGUGAAUGUUCCGAUUUGAUGCUGACUGGAGUCGAAAAUAAUGAUCACAAACUCGAAGCUCAAGACAGCGCUACGCAUCUACCAGAUGUUGGAUCCGACGAAUGCUUCGGAACGCGACUAACAGAGGCCACAGAUGGCAAUACGAGCAAGACAUCGUUGGAUGCAUACGGGCAACAACAACGUAUAGCUCGACAAGCAAACAGACGCUCGACCGGCCGUAGAACUUUCAAUGAAGCCACAUCCAAGCGAGGCGAGGCAAUCCUAGCGGACAAUGAAUCUCCGCGUUCCGGCCCAGAUAAUUCAAGGGUAUCACCGAUCAAGUCCCAUGACUUCCUUGAGCUAUUGGAUCAUGAAAGGCAUGCUACAGCGGAUAUAGUUCGAAUCCCUGCAGCUGAGUCUGUUGCCACAGAAACAAGGCAGAUUGGGCGGUCUCUGCGUGCCGCUGCUAGGAGGAGAAGUAUGAUGUUGUAAAUUCUGAAGCUCUACAAGGCAAACAAUGCUAUGUAUAUAACAUCACGAUCAGACUGAGUCUCAUACGGGAACAUGGCAUAUUGCGCACCAUGCUGUUCCAUAUGAUUUGAGUCGUAAUAUGAUAGAGAUAAGAAGUCUUGAAAAGAGCAACGCCAUCGAGGGUGAGCUACUUCAGAUGUAUAUGCC
This is a messenger RNA of Aspergillus saccharolyticus JOP 1030-1, 2458 nucleotides long. RefSeq names its product shugoshin family protein. The record is from RefSeq and is a predicted model, not a curated record. Gene Ontology annotation, biological process: meiotic chromosome segregation. The transcript is spliced from 4 exons. The coding region runs from base 116 to 2272 and encodes 718 amino acids. Gene Ontology annotation, cellular component: chromosome, centromeric region; nucleus. Lineage: Eukaryota; Fungi; Ascomycota; Eurotiomycetes; Eurotiales; Aspergillaceae.